AUGCUGGUUGCCAUCCUUGUGAUGUUCGCCUUGUCCUUCGUCCCCGCCAGCUUCGUCCUCUUCCUCAUCGAGGAGCGGGUCAGCAACGCCAAGCACCUGCAGAUCGUCAGUGGCAUGAAACCCUGGGUCUAUUGGCUGGGCAACUUUGCCUGGGACAUGUGCAAUUAUCUCAUCCCAGCUGUUCUAGUGGUCCUCAUCUUCCUCUACUUCCAGCAGAAGUCCUAUGUGUCCCUGGCUAACCUCCCAACCCUGAUUUUGCUGCUGCUGCUCUAUGGAUGGUCCAUGACACCUCUCAUGUACCCAGCGUCCUACCUCUUCAGCGUCCCCAGCACGGCUUAUGUCACCCUGACGGGCAUCAACCUCUUAAUCAGCAUCGUCACCAGCACAACUACUUUCACCCUUGAUGCCAUUCCAAAUAAGAGACUGAAGAAGAUCAACAGCGUCCUGAAGGUGGUCUUCCUGGUCUUUCCCCAAUACUGCCUGGGCGAGGGAUUGAUCAUCAUGUCGAUGAGCCAAGACACGGCUGAUACCUUUGAGAGGUUUGGUGAGUGA
Messenger RNA from Heteronotia binoei (common prickly gecko), 552 nucleotides. RefSeq names its product phospholipid-transporting ATPase ABCA1-like. The coding region runs from base 1 to 552 and encodes 183 amino acids. The transcript is spliced from 4 exons. Gene Ontology annotation, biological process: transmembrane transport; lipid transport. The record is from RefSeq and is a predicted model, not a curated record. Lineage: Eukaryota; Metazoa; Chordata; Lepidosauria; Squamata; Gekkonidae. Gene Ontology annotation, cellular component: intracellular membrane-bounded organelle; membrane. Gene Ontology annotation, molecular function: ABC-type transporter activity; lipid carrier activity.